GUCAUGUUCUUGGAUCAUUCACACUCUUGAAAUCAUCACGAUGGCUUUUUAUCAAUGACAAAUCUGCCGCCAUGGAAGUUGCGUUCUGCAAACGGAGUCUGUGUUGAGUGUUUAGCUAAGGGACGGCAAGUCGUUGGUGACCAAGCGAGGCGAAAGAUGCCAUCAGUAGUAGACAACUUUUGAUGAGAUGGUCUUGUUCAUUAGCACGCAGAUAGAUUAAUUGAGAGAAUAGCAUCAUAUCCGUCCGAGUAUAAAAUGUAGAUAAGACAUGGCUUUUCUUCUAGCUCGUCAAUUCGAGCACACCGAGUCCUUGUAUAACCACAUCGGCAAAGAAAUAAGACAUAAUGGCCACCACAGUUCUCAUCACCGGAGCUAAUAGGGGUAUUGGUCGAGGUCUAUCAGAGGCGUACCUCUCACGACCCAAUCACCUUGUAUUCGCAGCAGUCCGCGACUUCAAUUCUCCAACAGUGGCGUCGCUCAAAGCGUUCCCAACCGCCGAGGGAUCGUCGGUGGCGUUCGUCAAGAUCGAGAGCACAUCCGAGACCGAUGCCGACGAUGCAGCCAAGGCCAUCCAAGAAUAUGGCGUCGACCAUCUCGACAUCGUAAUUGCGAACUCCAGUAUCUCGGGCGCGUUCUCGCGCAUUGAGGGUAUCGACAUCAAGGAUUUGCGUGCGAUGUUCGAGAACAACACGUACCCGGUUGUAGCACUGUACAAAGCCGUGUAUCCGUUCCUGAAGAAAACGGCAGAGCUUAAGGGCCCUGGAAGCCCCAAGUUCGUCGCUAUCACUACAAACGCGGCUAGUAUCCUGAAUUUGGAGGAGAACAUACCCUUCAUACUUGGUAGCUACGGCGCUAGCAAGUGCGCGGUCAACUAUCUCGUUCGCCGCGCCCAAUACGAGACCGAGUGGCUAACUGCCUUUGUCGUGAACCCGGGGUUCGCACAGACGGAUAUGGGAGCCGUCGGAGCUAAAUAUUUCGGGCUCGCUGAGGCCGUCGUCCCCGUCAAAGAUAGCGUCGCUGGUAUUAUGAAACACAUUGAUACGGCCACUCGAGAGCACUCUUCCGGUAAAUUCUUUGAUUAUAGUGGCUCAGAGAUGUUAUACUAGACACCUAGGUGGUCAGGGCCAUGUAUGAAAGGGAAGACUCCAGAGCCUGUGAGACUUUCAAUAA
Hypoxylon trugodes is the source of this 1170-nucleotide messenger RNA. RefSeq lists its product as uncharacterized. Lineage: Eukaryota; Fungi; Ascomycota; Sordariomycetes; Xylariales; Hypoxylaceae. The record is from RefSeq and is a predicted model, not a curated record. Bases 345 to 1106 code for a protein of 253 amino acids. The transcript has 4 exons.